Molecule: messenger RNA, 435 nt
Organism: Gymnogyps californianus (California condor)
Lineage: Eukaryota; Metazoa; Chordata; Aves; Accipitriformes; Cathartidae
Gene: TMEM42
Product: transmembrane protein 42
Exons: 3
Coding region: 1-408 (135 amino acids)
Source: RefSeq, a predicted model, not a curated record
AUGCCGGCGGGCGGCGGGGCCGCGGCAGCGGCGGUGUCCGCAGGGCUGCUGGGGACGGCGGCGGCCGCCGCGGCGAAGCUGGCGCUGGGGCCGGGCGGGGAGGCGGCCGGAGGCUGGCUGCCUGUGCUGCUUCGCAUUGGCUGUGUUGGCUUGGUGUUUGUGUGCAAUGCGGUGAUGUGGACGAUCUUUGCAAAAGCCCUGCGACUCUCCUCCUCCUCGGCCACUGCCUCUGUGACAACGACGGCCUCCAACUUCAUCUCUUCAGCCAUCCUGGGCAAGCUUCUCUUCGGGGAGACGUGGACGCCUCUGUGGUGGGUCGGCCUCGCCGUGACACUCUGCGGCCUUGUACUGCUGCACACGGCUGCACCCCGGCUGGCGCAGCUCCCAGUGGAGAAGAAGGAGGCAUGAUGGCUGCCAGAGGGGGCAUGGCGCCAU